AUGGCUCAAACCAGGUUCCUGUGGUAUGGCCUCCUCUGCGCCAACGUUGCUGCCGCCUUUUGGGGAGGAAAGAAGCAGGUGACCACCAGCCCCCGUCACGAUCUCAACCUCAGCCCGUUCGAGAUCCUGCAAUCAGGCUGGCAGCCCUCCGAGGUCUACACCGUCGCCUUGAACGAGCUCCAAGACCUCGAGUCCGAGCCCCUCUGCCACAGGAUCGCCGCGCGACUGCUGGUUGGCAAUUGCCAGUUACUCGAUGGAAAGAACGAGGCGACCGUGCUCACCGACAGCGGUCGGCAGAUCCGAGACUUUGUCGACUCAUACGCCGCGAGCAUGGCCAUCUGCGACCUCGAGCGCGGCAGGUUCACCAUCCCCUCCGUUUGCGAAAAGUUUCGUGAGCCCACCCUCGGCCAGCUGUCGCUCGACGGCCAGGCUCGACUCCACGUCACUUCUCGCGAGAUCGACCACUGCCUUUCGGGCCUGGCUGCGGAGAACUCGGCAUGGUCGACCUGGGUCAGCUACCGCCACAAAGCUUUGAGGUUCUGCGAAGCUGCGAGGGCAGACCAGGAGAAGGCUCAAAACAUCCUCCUAUACCAGCGACUCAUCCAGGUCAUGGCGAAAAUGACACACGGCGUCGAGGUCGAACUCCAAAAGCAUAUGGAAAACCUCGAUCUCCGGGUGCAGAGGACGGGCGCCGUGAUUCAAGACCUUGGACCUGAGCUCGACCGUUUGAGAGACAGGUUAGCCAAAGUUGACGACUACAUCUCCCAAGGGCUGGAGAGCACAUUGAAGAAGUCCACCGAAUCAAUCAGAAAUGGUCUCAAUGACGCCGCGAACUUGCAACAAAUACUUGCGGUGAUGAUGCAGACUGUGCUUGAUGGCACCUCACACGUUGCUGCUGCACAGGAGAGGAGUAUGGAGGUCUUCAGCAAAGGAGGCAAUGACCUGGACGAAUGGGCCGCGGUGGUGGCCAGAGCUUCUGCUUCCGCCUUGUCACUGAACAGCCAGAUCGAAUCAUCACGCCUCGACCUACUGGAGCUGUCUGCACGACAGCAAGCACUGGCUGGAGGCUUGGAUCGUCUCACUUCUGCGGCGGAAACUUUGUCUCUGCGUCAAAACGACCAUGCCCAAUCUCUAAACGAGGCCCAGAAUAUUACAAAUGACAUCCUCGAUACCCUCGAUGAGGUAGCCGCCUCGGCCAUGAUCCUAGAAGGGGCCUCACACUCUUAUCUCGGAGGGUCGGGCCUCUUCAGGUGGAUCUCCUACAUCGUCAGCCCUGUUGCGACUCUGAUGCUGGGCUCAUACGGCCUCCCGCCGUCAGCCAUGCGCAACUUGGGCUUGGUCGUCCUUGGGGAGUUCGUCGGCUUCUUGGUUUGCCAUGCCGACCGCAUCUUUGUCCCCUGGUCCUUCCUUGCUACGACUCAUGCGAUGGACAAUACCACGUCUACCAGCCUCUAG
Messenger RNA from Diaporthe citri, 1455 nucleotides. RefSeq lists its product as uncharacterized. The record is from RefSeq and is a predicted model, not a curated record. Gene Ontology annotation, biological process: karyogamy involved in conjugation with cellular fusion; nuclear membrane fusion involved in karyogamy. Lineage: Eukaryota; Fungi; Ascomycota; Sordariomycetes; Diaporthales; Diaporthaceae. The transcript has 3 exons. Gene Ontology annotation, cellular component: endoplasmic reticulum membrane. The coding region runs from base 1 to 1455 and encodes 484 amino acids.